UGGGUUGUUUGAAAAAAAAGUUUGUUUUCAUAAUCAAAUCCAUUCGUCUAUUUUCUGGAGCGCUUCCCCUCAUCAUGGUCGCAGCUCGACUGUGGAGGCCAUGUCAGACAACGUGUAAUCUAGCCCGGCGGACAGCAGGAGGCGCCAUGGCGGACCUUCCCAUCGCUCCGGGCCAGGUCUACAUUGAGGUGGAGUACGACUACGAAUACAAGUCCAAAGACCGGCUGAUCACCAUCCACCAGGGAGAAUGCUACAUGCUGGUUCAGAAGACCAAUGAAGACUGGUGGAAGGUGCGCAGGGAGGAGGGCAGCAAAGCCUUUUACGUGCCUGCUCAGUACGUCAAGGAGGUGCGCAAAGCCCUCAUGCCGCCCCCCAAGCCUUUACCGCACCAUCCCGUUAGCGCCGGGAACACACCGCCUCAUCACCCCGUUCCCGCUGGAGGCAUCCCACCUCAUCAGCCCAUUUCUGCUGGCAACACCCCACCUCAGAAUACUGGUGCUGUCUGGGUGAAACCGGCCAAUCUGGAUCUUGCAGUCCAGGACUCAUCCAUGGCGAACCCAGACAGACCGGAGUCCAACCCUGCGCGUUCGCCCUCCGUUCAUUCCUCCUCGUCCAUGCAUUUGACGCCACCCAUCCAACGGCGGGACAGUAACCAGCGCCAGCAUGUCCCCGGCACCCCAACGGGGCCCGAGCGAUCUUUAUCCGAAAUCCCGGCCCAGAGCACCGUACCCGGGCCUUCCCACCAACUAAGCAGCACGCUCCCGCGCACCCGUACUCGAUCGCCGGAGUUGGUCCGGGCCCCGCUGGAUUUGGACAGUCCGAUGCACUCGGGUGGCGAGGAACGGCGGACCAACGACUCGGAGUCUGGAGACGAGAUGAGCAGCAGUUCUAUGGAACAACUCCAGAACUUGUCGUCGGCGGUUCGCGGCCGGCCCGACUCGCCCGUGUACAGCAACCUAGAGGAGCUGAAAAUCACGCAGUCGGUGGCGCCCCCUCUCCCGGCCGGCGCCCCUCACCAGGUGUUGGGCGACUGGGAGUCAUACAAAGACCCGCACGGCCGCCUCUUUUACUACAACCGCAGCAGUCAUGAAAGGACCUGGAAGCCCCCCCGAGCCCGGGAUGCCAGCGGAUCGCGCGGCGACAACAGCACAGGAGAAAGCAACGAGAGCACUCCCCUGUCGCUCUCGCCAUCUUUCUUCCCCUUCCUGUCGCUGCCGGCGGGCCGCCUGGGGCCCCUGUGCUCGGAGGACGGGUGCUUCAGCGCUUACUCCAGCUUGUCCGACAGCCAGUACGGCUCGCCGCCUCGCGGGUGGUCGGAAGGGAUGGACGAGUACGGGCACACGCUCUAUGUCAGUGACUAUACUAAUGAGAAGUGGUUAAAACACGUGGAUGAGCAAGGUCGGCCAUAUUACUACAGCGCCGACGGUUCCAGGUCCGAAUGGGAGCUGCCGAAGUACAACCAUUCCCCACCACAGCACCUCGCAGACCCCACCAAGACUCGCAGUCUGGACAGGAAACAGGUGGAGCCCAUCGUCCUGACCAAGUGGAGACACAGCGCUUAUGUCCAAGACCACAACGACAAGCGGACGCUGAAACUCAGACCGUUCCGGACAGGCUCUUCCCGCCCGCAUCCGUACAAGCAGCAAGACGCACUUCUGAGCCCCAAGUCCCCCACAACUGACUCUGACUCCGGCCCCUUUUCUCCUAGGCGCCCUGCCUCUCCCUCAGAGAAGUGCGGCGUGCUCAAUGUGACAAAGAUCACAGAGAACGGCAAGAAAGUUCGGAAGAAUUGGACUUCCUCCUGGACGGUUUUGCAAGGCUCCACGUUACUCUUUGCCAAGGGCCAGGGAGGCGGGACCAGUUGGUUUGGCGGCGGUCAGUCCAAACCCGAGUUCACGGUGGACCUGAAGGGUGGCUCGGUGGAUUGGGCCUCAAAAGACAAAUCCAGCAAGAAACACGUCAUCGAGCUGAAGACCCGGCAGGGGACGGAACUCCUGAUCCAGUCGGAAAACGACGUCCUUGUCAACGAGUGGUACCGAACGCUAAGGGACACCGUCAGCAGUUCGGCAUGUGAGUCUGAUGAAGCCAUCGAAGAGGACAUGCCCGAGUCACCCGGAGCAGAGAAGCAAGACAAGGAGAAAGAACGCAGAGACUCCAAGAAAGGCAGAGCCAUAAAGACGGCAAGCAGCAUGGACGGGACCGAUAAUAAGAAGACCAAACACAAGCUGAAAAAGUUUCUGACACGCCGGCCCACCAUGCAGGCAGUGAGAGACAAAGGCUACAUCAAAGAUCAGGUGUUUGGAUGCAGCCUGUCCAGCCUGUGCCAGAGGGAGAACAGCACGGUGCCCUCCUUUGUCAAGAUGUGCAUGGAGCACGUGGAAAGCAACGGACUGCACAUCGACGGCCUCUACAGAGUCAGCGGGAACUUGGCCCUCAUCCAGAAACUGCGCUUUGCCGUCAAUCACGAUGAGAAGGUGAGCCUGUCCGACGGCAAGUGGGAGGACAUCCAUGUGACCACCGGAGCCCUGAAGAUGUUCUUCAGGGAGCUUCCCGAGCCGCUCUUCACCUACACGCUCUUCCACGACUUUGUCAGUGCCAUCAAGAUUCCAGACUACAAGCAGCGGGUCCACGCCAUUAAAGAACUCGUCCGGCAGCUACCCGAGCCCAACCACGACACUAUGCAGGCCCUCUUCAAACACCUCCGCAAGGUGAUUGAGUACGGCGAAGAGAACCGCAUGACCAACCAGAGUGUCGCCAUCGUGUUCGGCCCAACGUUGCUGAAGCCUGAGAUGGAGACAUGGAACAUGGCGGUCCACAUGGUCUACCAGAACCAGAUUGUGGAGCUCAUCCUGCUGGAAUACGACAACCUAUUCGGCAGGUAGAGGACGACAGGUCGCGCUGGCGAUCUGACGAGACCAAAACCACUCUUUGCACUUUGGACUAGCUUUGGGUUACUUUUCCUGACACUGGAUUCUAACUUAAAGGACCAA
Messenger RNA from Hippocampus comes (tiger tail seahorse), 2990 nucleotides. Its product is annotated as rho GTPase-activating protein 12-like. Gene Ontology annotation, biological process: regulation of GTPase activity; signal transduction. Bases 75 to 2882 code for a protein of 935 amino acids. NCBI's taxonomy places the organism in Eukaryota, Metazoa, Chordata, Actinopteri, Syngnathiformes, Syngnathidae. Gene Ontology annotation, cellular component: cytoplasm. The transcript has 19 exons. The record is from RefSeq and is a predicted model, not a curated record. Gene Ontology annotation, molecular function: protein binding.